Molecule: messenger RNA, 834 nt
Organism: Phragmites australis (common reed)
Lineage: Eukaryota; Viridiplantae; Streptophyta; Magnoliopsida; Poales; Poaceae
Exons: 1
Coding region: 1-834 (277 amino acids)
Molecular function (GO): nucleic acid binding
Source: RefSeq, a predicted model, not a curated record
AUGCCGCAAGAACCAACUUUUCAGGGUAUGUACAACAUCGUGUACAUAGAUGAGAAGUGGUUCUAUCGGACGAGGAAAUGUCAGAAGUACUACUUGGCGCUAGAUGAGGACAAGCAGGAAAGAACCACAAAGAGUAAGAAUUUCAUAGAUAAGGUGAUGUUCCUCGCUGCAAUUGCGAGACCUAGAUAUGAUGGGGAUGGGAAUGUUACUUUUUCUGGAAAGAUAGGAAUUUUUCCUUUCACUUUUGUAGAGCCGGCGAAGAGAAGAAGUGUGAAUAGGCCUGCCGGUACAAUGGUGACCAAGGCAAUGACAUCGGUAACUAGGGAAACAAGCCGUGAGUACCUUGUGAACAAGGUAUUGCCCGCAAUCAAGCAGAAAUGGCCAGCGGAGGAAAUUGGUACACCUAUAUUCAUCCAGCAGGACAAUGCUAAGACGCACAUUGCAAUCGAUGAUUUGGAGUUUUCUCAUGUGGCAAUGGAAGAUGGUUUUGACAUAAGGUUGAUGUGCCAACCACCCAACUCUCCCGAUCUCAAUGUCCUAGAUCUUGGUUUUUUUGCGGCCAUUCAAUCCAUAUUUCAAAAGUUAUCUCCAAGUAGUGUUGAAGACAUUGUCGCCAAGGUAAUCCAAGCUUUUGACGAGUAUCCAAUUGAUAGGAGUAAUCGUAUUUUUCUCACUCACCAAUCAUGCAUGAGAGAGAUUUUGCGUCAAAAAGGAGGGCAACACUAUGCAAUCCCACAUUUGAAGAAGCAAUCACUUGAGAGGAAUGGUGUUCUUCCUGUUGGGUUGCAAUGUGACCCAGAAAUUGUAAACGAAGCAAUUGAGUACAUCAAUUAG